AUUGCUUUGCAUCUCAGUUUCUUAUUAGACUAUUGAUAAUUACAAACAAGAAUUGGCUUGCAAAAUAAAUUUAUAAUUCAAUUAAGUUAAUUGCAACUCAAAAUGAACAUAAACCUGUCCAAUUUCAACAUGAAGAGCCUGGUGAAAGAAGCGGGCAGCACAAUAUCGCGCGUGGUGCAGCUAACCGAGGAGAAAUUGGGCACCACCGAGCGCACCGAAUACGAUAUACACUUUCAAAACCUGGCUGAACGCGCCGAUGUGACCAAAUCAUGGACUGAGAAAAUAGUGCGCGACACCGAAUCGGUGCUCAUACCCAAUCCACAGAAUCGCGUCGAGGACUAUAUUUUCGAAAAGAUUGAAAAAUCAAAGCCGAAGCGCUUAAGCAAUCUGGAGCACCUGGCGUUGGACAUGAUUGAGGCCGGCGGCGACUUUGGCCAGGACUUGCCAUAUGGCCAAGCGUUAAUCAAAGUGGGCCAGGCAGAGCAGAAGCUGGGCCAGUGCGAGCAUGAUUUCAUAGCCACAUCGGGCAUUUGCUUCACGCAACCGUUGCGCAAAUUCCUCGAGGGCGAAAUGAAGACUAUUAGUAAGGAGCGUGGGCUGCUGGAGACGAAGCGCUUGGACCUGGAUGCGUGCAAAAACCGGGUGAAGAAGGCGCGCAGCAUGCUGGGCCAGCAGUCGAAAGAUGGCAUUUCGCCAGAAGCUGCCUUGGAACAGGCGGAGCGCGAUCUGCGCGUAGCUCAAGCCGAGUUCGACAGGCAGGCCGAGAUCACCAAGCUGUUGCUGGACGGGAUUAGCACCUCGCAGGCGUCGCACUUGCGUCAUCUGCACGCCUUCGUUCAGACGCAGGUGCGAUACUACAAGCAAUGCGGCGACGUUAUGGACCAACUGCAGCGCGAGUUGGCCAAAAUGCAGCCAGCGAAGCCUCGCCUGCGCAUCAAUAGCGAAGAUGUGGACGGGCCUCCCAGCAUUGCUUCGGCGCAUUCAUGUGAUUCCAGUGAAGCCAGUUCCAUCGCACUGGCCAAGGCCAUAGAUAGCGAUUACGAUUUUGAUAAUGGGCAGGAUAUUGAUAUUGAUAUUGAGUCGGGCUUUAAGAGCAUUGACAUUGGUCCGGUCAAGGCGCUCACCCAUCUGCUGGAAGACUUUGAGAUAGAAUUCGAUACGAGCGCCAUAAGCACAGUUUAAUUUAAUUCAUCUGAAAUGAUAAACAAGUCUUGAAUCAAAAUUUUUGAAGCGGGUUAACACACAUACGUAUACGCAUAUAUAUGUAUAUACUAUUAGGCUAAACUUUUUGUAUUGGUUGUUCUAUUGAAACGAAACUUAUUUAGUCGUCCAUUUGUAGUCUCCUAGUUGCUUCUGUUUCUAUUGCGGUUGCGGUUGCUGUUAAGCGGUUUCAAUUGUAGCUCCACCUAUCCACUAUCCUAAAUUUCCAACAUCAAGUUCAUUCACACUCAAGCCAUUUAAACUCUCCUCUCUGCCUCUGC
This is a messenger RNA of Drosophila navojoa, 1481 nucleotides long. RefSeq names its product SH3 domain containing GRB2 like, endophilin-B (gene EndoB). The record is from RefSeq and is a predicted model, not a curated record. Lineage: Eukaryota; Metazoa; Arthropoda; Insecta; Diptera; Drosophilidae. Gene Ontology annotation, biological process: membrane organization. Gene Ontology annotation, cellular component: membrane; cytoplasm. Gene Ontology annotation, molecular function: protein binding.